GGCACCCAUCCCGGACCUGCGAGGCAGCCUUGUUGGCACACCGGUGGAAGUCCCCCAAGGGGCAACGCGAAGCACACAUAGGGAGCCACUUUCCAAAAAUGCAGAAAAAUGCAGCAGGAAGGAUAAGGCAAAGCAUAACAUAGCAAAGGAUAGCACAUCGUAGCAAAGCAAAAUAACGUAAAAUGAAGCGGGGCGCGCAACGGUGAAGCAGCGAAAGAACCCCCGCGGAGCCCCCACGACAGCGGCUACUCGCAGCAGAGGACGCACUACAACGGCUGUUCACAGCAGAGGACGCACUACAACGGAUGCUCGCCGCAGAUCCACCACUUCCCCGCAGCGCGAAGCACACAUAUGCACACACCGCCCCCCAUCGCGCACAGCGAAGCGAGACCGACAGCGCCGCAAAAUGAAGCAGCGAACGAAUGUGGCCCUGAAAAGGUGGUACGCAUCAGAAAGGACGAAGAAAGCGAACCCACUAAUCCUAAUUUCGAACAGCCACAACAUCCAUUUUAAUUUAUCCCUAGAAAAUUUUCUACUAAAUAAUUACAGCGAUUUGUUGAAACACUUAAAUGGGAACUCAAUUGAAAGGUAUGACGACCCUGUUUUGUUUUUAUGGAGAAACAACCGAUCGAUUAUAAUUGGAAAGAACCAAAACAUUUGGAGCGAAUGUAAUUUAGAAAAUAUAAAAGAAGAUAAUGUCCUAGUGGCUCGUAGAUUCACAGGUGGAGGAGCAGUCUACCAUGAUCUGCAAAAUCUUUGUUUCACUUUUUUAAAUAACUCUCUAAGUACGGAUGACAACUUCUCCAUCAUUUUAAAAACGUUAAAAAGGCACUUUGCCAUUGAGGCGAAAAGGCAGGGAAGAAACGACAUAACCGUGAAUGAUAGAAAAUGCUCAGGCUCUGCUUUUAAGAAAAUGAAAAAUGGGUUCCUGCACCACGGGACUAUAAUGGUUAACCUGGAAAAGGACGUUCUAAGUAGGUACUUAACUCCCGAUAAAAUAAAAUAUACAAAACAUGGCGUGUCUAGUGUAAACGCUCGGACCAUUAACUUGAAGGAGAUUAACCCGAAGAUCACUUGCCAGGAUUUAUGCUACGCGUUGAUUAAAGAAUUUCAAGCGUUUUACAAAAAUGGGGUUCCCAACGAGGGGGGAGAAGCGAGCUGCUCUGCUACGCUGAAGGUGGAAGACUACACAGGUGGGGAGAAGAUAGCCAAUCCACCUGAACAGGUCAGCUCAAACAGAAAUGCCAAUCUCAGCGAAGGGGAAAAGAGCGUGGCGAAUUUAAUCGACCACUCGUCCCCCAUUUUGAAACAUUUUAAUAUCCAUUACGUAGACACAAAUGAAAGCAUCACGAAAAAUCCAGAAUUUCUAAAAUACCUAAAUCUGCUGAAGGACUGGGAUUGGUGCUAUGGGAAAAGUCCCAAGUUUCAAAACCGACUUUGCAAACAAUUCCCUUUUGGAAAGUUCGAGGUUUUUUUUAAUGUAUCCGAUGGGAUGAUUAAAGAUGGAAAUGUUUUUUCGGACUGCCUGGACAUCAACUUAGUGGAGCAGUUGAAAUUUAUUUUUAACAACGACGUUAGGUAUUCCAAGGACAGCGUCGCUUCGUUUUUGCGCGGUUUGCAGGUGGAGAACGAGGGUUCCCUGAGGGAAGUGACCGACUGGAUUUUGCAGGAGCUUUGAUAGGGCCAUCUUCGCGGGGUGGUGUUGGAGAAGUUGUGUUAUCAGUGUGGUGCACUUCUGUGAGGCUUCUUCUUCCCCAUCGCGCAUCAUUACACUUCCGAACAGUACACAUGUGGUACUCUGCCGCCAGCAAAUCGCUCCCUCCAUUUUAAUCAACCGACGUGUAUUCAUCCCAACCAGUUUGACAUUAUGCUAUGCACUGCACCUCUCACCCACCCGAACGCUUGCGCGGAAGGGCGAGUUAC
This is a messenger RNA of Plasmodium vivax (malaria parasite P. vivax), 1923 nucleotides long. RefSeq names its product lipoate-protein ligase, putative. The record is from RefSeq and is a predicted model, not a curated record. Gene Ontology annotation, biological process: protein lipoylation. Gene Ontology annotation, molecular function: lipoyltransferase activity; lipoate-protein ligase activity. NCBI's taxonomy places the organism in Eukaryota, Apicomplexa, Aconoidasida, Haemosporida, Plasmodiidae. The coding region runs from base 407 to 1678 and encodes 423 amino acids. Gene Ontology annotation, cellular component: mitochondrion; cytoplasm. The transcript has a single exon.